Molecule: messenger RNA, 1420 nt
Organism: Nelumbo nucifera (sacred lotus)
Lineage: Eukaryota; Viridiplantae; Streptophyta; Magnoliopsida; Proteales; Nelumbonaceae
Product: Peroxisomal membrane 22 kDa (Mpv17/PMP22) family protein
Cellular component (GO): membrane; cytoplasm
Source: RefSeq, a predicted model, not a curated record
AAGGUUCAUUUCUACGUUUCCACUUUUUCCAAGAAAGUAGGCCGAAUAGCAGUCGAGAGCGAGCGCUCAUUUCUCACCUACCCCCGCCCCACCGGCUCCCUCCUUCAUCCUUCGUUUCUCAACGAAAUCUGACCGGAGACGAGAAGGCGAGACUAUGAGCGGCGGCUGGUUUCUAAGAAAUGGUGGGAAGCGCUGCCUCCAUGGACUGGUGGGGAGAUAUUCCAUACCGAACUUUUGUGUUUCAAUAGAAGCCCCUUUUCUAACAAAGCAACAGUCAAGAGCUUACUCUCCAACACCCCUUCUUCUAUUCAGGAAGCUCAAGGGGUCCGGCAUCUCUACUUCUUUUUAUUCUUCAUCUUUGUGUUCUUCGUCUUCUUCUCGCUCUUCUUCUUCUUCUUCUUCUUCGACGACUAGUAGUUUUGUUGGAUGGUAUUUGGGCAUGAUCGGAUCCCAUCCCGUUCUCACGAAAAGCAUCACUUCUGCCCUUAUUUAUACAGCUGCCGACUUGUCCUCUCAGAUGAUCUCGGAAACAUCUUCAGAAUCUUUUGAUUCAAUAAGAACACUACGUAUGGCUGGAUAUGGAAUGUUUGUUUUGGGACCAUCACUUCACUUCUGGUUCAACUUUAUGUCAAGAGUCUUUCCAAAGCGGGAUAUGGUUACUACCUUAAAGAAAAUUGUUAUGGGGCAGACUGUUUAUGGACCUACAAUGACUGUUAUUUUCUUUUCUCUGAAUGCAUCUCUACAAGGUGAAAAUGGUGCUGAGAUUGUAGCCAGAUUGAAGCGAGACUUGCUUCCAACACUGAAAAAUGGUCUUAUGUACUGGCCCAUGUGCGACUUUGUCACAUUUAAAUUCAUUCCUGUCCACCUACAGCCAUUAAUAAGCAAUUCAUUUUCCUAUCUAUGGACAAUCUAUAUGACAUACAUGGCAAGCUUAAAGAAGGCAAAUGCAGAGUAGUACCUCAGCUGAUUGCACAUCUUUGUCAGGUCUGGGUGUUUGCUCAUGUUAGGGAUCUCAGAUGGCUCAACCAGAACUUAUAUCUAACCUUAGCUGCAUACGAGAUAAAUGUAGCUUCCUUUUUUUUCAGUUUCUUUUGGGUUCUGUUUUUGGUCUUUUGGGGGUUUUGGGGGCGGGGGCGCUCCGUCCGAUUCUAUCUACUAUCCAAGCGGCAGGAAAGAUAGGCUAGGAGAAUGUGAAGUUCAUAGGAGCAGAUACAAUUUUCAGUUGGAUCAGGUCUUGAGAACGAGGUUCAAACAUCUAGCUUACAAGUUACAACAACUUUACGUGUUGAUGAGAAGGUGAAGUACAUUAUUAGAGGAUUUACACAAUUGAGAUAAUCAUUUUGUACAAAUAAAAAAUAAGGAAGAAUUUAUGAUUUUCUGAUUAUUUCUCUCUUAGAUGUUGUAUUCACAUCGCUUUAUA